AUGUGUAAUUAAGAUUAUGGCGAUCUCCAUACCUGGUACAUUACCUUGAUGUAUCCCAGGUAAACUCCAGCUGUUUCCCAGGUACCUAUGAGAUCGCUUCAUAGAUGUAUCGGUAUCUGGUGUCAAGGGAGUGUAAGACUUGAUGAAACAGGAUGGUGCGAAUGCUGUAACGCUUUUUCUGAGAAGGAGAUAACGACACGUUUGCAUUACAAUUAGUCGUUUGGUAUUAGAUAGGAAUUCAGAGGUGUGUUCGCAUUUGCUGAAUUCUCUUUCUGCACCAACAAUGGCACAAGCUCAGGUCGUCUCACCCUCUCUCUACUAUGUUAAUGCUCUGAAAUCGACAACCCAAACACGAGCUGCUGUAACACGAAUUCCAUUAUCCAGUUUAGCAAGCGGUGCGGGUUCUUUCACCCAAGGAUGCUCUCCUCUUUUGGUAUGGAAGGUUUCAUGUCAAAGGAAGCCUGAAUUAAGAUCAAAAUCAGUUUCUAUUAGAAGUGAACAAAGUGCAAAAGAUGACAAUGGUUUGGCUGUAUGGCUUGGACGGUUUGCAAUGAUUGGGUUUGCAGUUGCUCUCACAGUCGAAAUAUCAACAGGCAAAGGACUUUUAGAGGUAUUAAGGAGCUUCAAUUUUGGACUUCUGACACCAUUACCGACAGUAGCAUUGGGGGUUACAGCUUUGGUGGGAGUUCUAACAGCAAUAUUUAUUUUCCAAUCUGCCUCUAGCGAUUGAUUAAUGGUGAGGUUCUUAUGUAUGAUACCGAGACUACUUGUUAAGAGUAAAUACAUGUAAGUUAUUUCCGUGCAUUCUUAUUCAUGUACUGAUUUUGGGUGUGAAAAAAGAACCUACGCUACCUAAGAACUUAUCGCAGGAAAAGGUGCAUUUGUCUCUCAUUCCGUGGUGUAGUGUCUUCAUAUUGCAGUGUUAUGUUGCCCAUGAAGUAUGGAUGUAACUUUUUGUCA
Molecule: messenger RNA, 960 nt
Organism: Papaver somniferum (opium poppy)
Lineage: Eukaryota; Viridiplantae; Streptophyta; Magnoliopsida; Ranunculales; Papaveraceae
Product: stress enhanced protein 1, chloroplastic-like
Exons: 4
Coding region: 284-730 (148 amino acids)
Source: RefSeq, a predicted model, not a curated record